GUCAGCACCAUGGCCCAAAAAACCACAAAUUAUCUCUUCGGAGGCACUGAGAAAUGGUCACCGAACGACUGGACAUCCUCCGAUGACCGCGUCCGAGGGGGUUCCUCUCACUCAACCCUUGAAAUCUUACCAGAGACCAACCAUGCGAGAUUUCAGGGAAAUCUAGACAUUGAUACGCUGGGUGGAGCUGGCUUUGCAUCGCAGCGCACAACAGGGUCUCGAAGAUGGGACCUGUCCGCGUACGACGGGAUUGAAUUAGACCUCGCAGAAUCGGACGGGAAACAGUAUGCAUUGAUUCUGAAAGACGACUUACUCCCACCUAGACCGGAUGGGCGUGAACGGAGUAGUCUGAGCUGGCAGGCUGACUUCCGGGUCGUUGGGAGUGGAAAGGUUGUGGUGAGAUGGGAGGACUUCAGGCCGACGUAUCGGGGGAAGGAGAUUGAUGAAGAGCCAUUGGAUUUGAAGUCUAUUAAGCGGCUGGGAAUUAUGAUGCGGAGUCAUUUUGGAUCCCAGUCGGGGGCAUUUAAUCUGUCAAUUGGGUAUAUUGCGGCUUGGAAGGACGAGCCGGAAGAGGACAAAAACGAGUGACCAUGGAAGAGAAAGGACGUUUUGACGGCGACAGUGGGAUAGAGACAGCCA
Aspergillus versicolor CBS 583.65 is the source of this 639-nucleotide messenger RNA. Its product is annotated as CIA30 family protein. The record is from RefSeq and is a predicted model, not a curated record. The transcript has 3 exons. NCBI's taxonomy places the organism in Eukaryota, Fungi, Ascomycota, Eurotiomycetes, Eurotiales, Aspergillaceae. The coding region runs from base 10 to 588 and encodes 192 amino acids. Gene Ontology annotation, biological process: NADH dehydrogenase complex assembly.